UGGCGCAUCGCCCCCCAGUACGCCGAGCGGCUGCUGAGCGGGGCCUUCAAGAAGCGGCGGCUGCCCCCGGUGCACAUCCACCCUGCCUUCGCCCGCCAGGCUGCGCAGAAGCCCAGCGUUGCCCCUUGGGCCGGGCCGCUGGCGGUGAACACCGAGGCCCAGCAGCUGCUGCGGGAGUUUGAGGAGGCCACCGGGGAGGCGGGCUGGGGCGCGGGCGAGGGGAGGCUCGGCCACAAGCGCAAGCAGCCCCUCCCCAAGCGGGUGGCCAAG
Molecule: messenger RNA, 270 nt
Organism: Carlito syrichta (Philippine tarsier)
Lineage: Eukaryota; Metazoa; Chordata; Mammalia; Primates; Tarsiidae
Product: forkhead box protein J1-like
Exons: 1
Biological process (GO): regulation of DNA-templated transcription
Molecular function (GO): DNA-binding transcription factor activity
Source: RefSeq, a predicted model, not a curated record